AGGUUACUCCCCCGUCCCGGCGUGCCGCGCGGCAACCCCGCGCAUGCGCAGCCCGGCGCCCGGCGAUGGCUGCUGUCGGCGAUCAACAAAAGCCCAAGCACACAGAAUGACGAUCGUGAAUCUCUGAUGACGGAAAUGAAAGUGGGACUCAGAAUCCAGCGUCUACAGCUUGGGAUUUGGCAGUGCUAAACCACAACAUUAACAUUUAUACAGUGAAUUUUAUGUUGUGAAACAUCCCUUUGAGCUCCACUGGAAUGUUAACAAGCUGAGCCAUAUAAGAGAACAUUAGAGCAGAUGUACAAAUCUUGGCCAGAGAGACAGAAAGUGCUGGAGUAACUCAGUGGGUCAGGCAUCACCUCUGGAGAAAAGGAAUGGGGGAUUUUUCGGGACAAGUCCCUUCCUCACAUUGGAAGUAGGGUGGAGAGAACUGGAGGGCUGAUGAAUGUUGCAGCCAUUCAGAGAAAAUUGCAUAGUAUGGGGACAUCUGAUGAAUAUUACAAGGAAAUAUAAUGCUGAAAAUGUAUACCUAUUCCACCAUGACGGUCCACUGUAUAGCAGCAGACUGAACAGAGCCAAUAUUCGUCCUCAGCGAUUUUAAUCCACACCAUGUCUCAGAAUAUUGACAGUUCUUAUCAAACUGGUUCAAAUUUAACUGGUGCGCCGUGCAAAGACGUUUUCUUGGAUUUACAGACAACAAAAUUUGAAACUCUAUACUAUGGUCCCAGGUUGAUUCAAAACAUUACAAGCGUUGCAGACAAUCUUGAUGUUCCUUUAGGACAAUCGUCACCAAUUGUACAUCUGAGAUCACUGCUGCAUACCAAGAAUCUGUUGAAAUACAUGAACGAUGAUCGACUCAAGCAGUCACCUUUCUGUGAUUUAGUUAUCAUGGUGGAAGGAAAGCAUUUUUGUGCCCACAAGGUGGUUGUCGCUGUGGGUAGCAGUUAUUUCCAUGCUUGUUUAAGUAAAAAUCCAAACGUGGAUAGUAUACAAUUGGACCAUGUCAGUUACUAUGUUUUCCAUCAUUUGUUAGAAUUUUUGUACACCUCUGAAUUCUUCAUUCAGGAGAGCGAAAUCCCUUCAAUUUUGGAAGCAGCACAGUUUCUGGACAUAAUAGACGCAGUUAAAUUGUUGACCAGUAAUGAAAAUGUGUCCAGGUCAACGCAAACAGAAUCAUUCGCUGAAAACAACCAGUGUUUGCAAGAAAAGGAUCCCCCAGAAACCACUGCCAAACUACAGCAUAACAAUGUAUGCAGCUUCUGCAAUAAAAGUUUCUGUUAUAAAAAAUCCUUAGAGAACCACAUUACUAAAGCCCACAAUGCCAGCUCCCACGGACGUGAAGAAAGUUCUGAUGCAGCAAAAACGGAAGUUACACGAAGCAGGUGGUCAAUUCGGACACGCAAAUGCCCAGCAAAGUUUGAGAGCAAAAGCAUUGAUAACACAGAUGUCUCUGAAGAUGAAUAUUCAAGUAAAAGUAGUAGUGACAUUGAGAAUGACAAUGAUGACCACGAAGGGACAGAAAGUGAAGAUGAAAUGGAAGAAGUUGAAGCAAAGCUUGCAGAAAUGGAAAGAGAGGAAGAAGAAAUUCAAAGGGAUGUUGAAAAUGAUGACGAAACUGCCGAAGAUGAUUCCCUGGAUGCUGAUGAAAUUGAGCAAAAUGUUAGCAAGGAAUUACCUCCGGUCAUUUUACAGACUGGAAGCAAGAAAAUACUCCAGUGCCCAAAAUGUGAUAAAAGUUUUGACCGAAUAGGAAAAUAUGAGUGCCAUACGCGGGUACACACGGGGGAAAAACCUUUUGAGUGUGACAUUUGUAAUCAGCGUUACUCUACCAAAUCCAACUUAACUGCUCACAGGAAGAAGCACAAUGCUCAAGCUGCGUUUCAGAGAAAGGAGCAAAAAUGUCCAUUUUGCAACAAACUGCAUGCAAGCAAAAAAACAUUAGCGAAGCAUGUGAAGCGGUUCCAUCCAGAUAAUGUCCAGGAGUUUUUUGCUGCCAGGAAAAAGAAGAGCGAAGCAUGGAGAUGUGAUGUAUGCAACAAAACAUUCACACGGAGACCUCAUCUUGAGGAGCAUAUGAUUCUUCACACACAGGAUAAACCAUUUAAAUGUAGUUAUUGUGAGGAGCAUUUCAAAUCAAGAUUUGCAAGGCUUAAGCAUCAGGAAAAGUUUCAUCUGGGGCCUUUCCCAUGCGAUAUUUGCGGUCGGCAGUUUAACGACACAGGAAAUCUCAAACGACACAUUGAAUGCACUCAUGGAGGGAAAAGAAAGUGGACUUGUUUUAUUUGUGGGAAGUCUGUCAGGGAAAGAACCACAUUAAAAGAGCAUCUUCGGAUCCACAGUGGGGAAAAGCCACAUCUUUGCAGCAUUUGUGGACAGAGUUUCCGUCAUGGUAGUUCAUACAGAUUACAUCUCCGUGUGCAUCAUGAUGACAAACGCUAUGAAUGUGAAGAAUGUGGGAAAACCUUUAUUCGCCAUGACCAUCUCGCCAAACAUAGAAAAACCCAUUCAGGCGAAAAAGCUCAUCAAUGUGAAGAAUGUGGAAAAUGUUUUGGCCGUAGGGAUCACCUGAGUGUUCAUUACAGAAGUGUUCAUUUGGGAGAAAAGGUCUGGCAGAAGUACAAAGCCGCUCUUCAUCAAUGUGAAGUAUGCAAAAAAGAAUUUAAAGGAAAAUCAAGCUUGGAUAUGCAUUUCAGGACGCAUUCAGGUGAAAAGCCCUAUAAAUGUCAAGUUUGUAACCAAGCAUUUCGAAUUAAGAAGACUUUAACAAAACACAUGGUCAUCCAUUCAGAUGCCCGCCCAUUCAACUGUCAUCAUUGCAAUGCAACUUUCAAACGGAAAGACAAAUUGAAGUAUCAUAUGGAUCAUGUUCAUGGCACUAAGUCUAUAGAACAGCCAAUUGUGGCUGCUUGUGAAAUGAAAAUGGUAUCUCAGGAGUUGUUAUAUGCACAGGAUGGAAAAAUGUACCAAACAGAAGCUAAAUCAUAUUUGCAUCAAAAUAAGGACUAUUCAACAGAGAAAACAGCGAUUCAGAACCUUCAUGGAGAUGUGACACUUGUACCAGUACGGAUAGGUGCUGUUACUGUACAGUCUGAUGCACCAACACAUACUGCAACUUUGGGUUCACAACCUCACAGCCUCCUUCACCCCCAACAACCAUCUCAGCAGACUGAUUUUCAACGAGCCACAGACCUUGCAUUUUUGGAGAAGUAUACCCUUACGCCACAACCUGCCAACAUUGUGCAUCCGGUUCGUGAUGAUCAAAUGCUAGAUGCCAGAGAGCCUUCAUAUCUCGGAACUUUACUUGGACUUGACACAGGUACACCCGUACAAAGUAUUUCCAAUGUAGAACAUUAAACCCAAUGAACAGCACACUGUGGAAUUGUCCUAUGCAGGAAAGUGAAACUUUUAAUUCUAAAUUUGAUAUAAAUUGUGUAUCAUGUUGGUCAAUUGGUAUGAUUUGCUCCCAUCAUCUGUGUUUUUGUACUGUGGGAAUGUUUAUAAUUAUGAAUUUUAAAACAAUAGAUCUGUAAUUUUAUAUUUACUUAUGUUCUUCGGUCUAUCAUCCAAAUGCAAGGCUUGGCUCUUCCAUAUACAUUAUGUUUUAGCUCCAGUUAUAAGAUGACAGAUUAUUUUAAACUAUUAAAACCCAAAGAUGAAUGUUACAGAUUAAUAUUAAAGCAAUCAUAUUUAUUAUUUGAGUAUAAUACCUUCAUGCUUAUUGGAGGAUUAAAAGAGAUUUGGGUUGUGUCUUCCCUUUUCUUACAUGGUUAUAUCUAUGUGAAAUUAAAUUGACCAUGCAACCUGAAAA
Molecule: messenger RNA, 3805 nt
Organism: Amblyraja radiata (thorny skate)
Lineage: Eukaryota; Metazoa; Chordata; Chondrichthyes; Rajiformes; Rajidae
Gene: zbtb41
Product: zinc finger and BTB domain containing 41
Exons: 13
Coding region: 607-3351 (914 amino acids)
Biological process (GO): regulation of gene expression
Cellular component (GO): nucleus
Molecular function (GO): protein binding
Source: RefSeq, a predicted model, not a curated record